AGAGCGCCCUAUAAAUGAUCCUGUCAUGGAGCUMAGAGCCGCCACACUUUACCAAACAGCAGGACUGAGCUGAGGUGAUUAACAGAGCGGACUAAACUCCCAGGAGGCAACUGACCCAUCGGCUGGAGGACUCGUCUUUGCCUUUUCUUGUACUUGUUUUUCUUAACUUGCAUUGGCACUUUUGAGCGUUUCGCGCCGCAACACAAUCUCGGCAACAGCAGACAGACCAAUGGAGCAAAGCAGCAACCAAGCGGACGUGGAGUCUCUCCAGAAAAGCGUCGGACGGCGUCGGAGCUUGGUGGAUUUCUUCCUCGGCAUGUCCGUCGUGGUCCUGUUCGUGGCGGUCACGGCUCUGGCUGUCGGCGGGAUGCUGGUGGUGAAGGAGCUGCGCUCCGAGCUGCGUGACCCCGGAUCGAUACACGCCCGCCUGGUGGACAGUGGGUCUCCUUCCCCCUCUCCAGCUUACAAGAUGCACAAUUUUGCUUACUUGGAAGCCAAUGAGAGUAAACUAGACAACACUACAAUGUCUUGGAGGGCCGUCCGUUAUGGCGAAAGGACAGAGAUUGGGAGCAACUUCCAGUACGACACAUUGAAGCGAUCCCUGACGCCGUUGAAGAAGGGGACCUACUUCAUGUACAUCCAGGUCACUAUCAACUGCACACACAAAUGCGAAGCAGGCGUCCUCAAGCUGGAGGUGACCGGCAAGCUCACCUGCAACGUGGAGCUUACGGACGACGUGGAGAAAACGCCCGUCAGUAAAAAGUGCUGGACAGUGACCCAGCUGGACAAUGAAGACCUGAUCACUCAGAUGACUGUACCGAAGAAGAUAAAGGAGAACUGGAGUUUGGACGUGAACAGAUCGGGGCUCGGGGUGUUUCUCGUAGACUGACGAUCUGCGGCUGCAGAUGUCUGGAAGAGAACGGGACCCUGACCCUGUGGGGGGGUCGCAACACAAACGCAAACACCAGUGAGUUCUUUGUGUAAGCUCAGGAAGGCGGAAACGUGCUGAUAUCGGUACCGAUACCAGUCAAGAGUUGAGGUGGGAUGUUUUGUUUUUGUUGUUUGUUUGUUUUUUUUUUUUUUUUUUUUUUGCACUGAAGAUUUAAAACCAAAGAGUCUCUGCAAGGACUUUAAAGAGAAAUCUCAGGACAAACAUCACUCAAUAUCAAAAAACUCAGUUUUCUGCAUCAUCUUGCAGUGUAUUUAUUUCAAGUUUUAUUUAUGUAUCUAUAUUUAUAUCUGUGGGAAUGUUCUAUUAUUGCUGUAGAUGCCACUACAUAUGUGUUGAUGUGCAAUGCAUUGUUACCGCACCGAUUUGGUUCAGUUUUGAACUCGGGGAGCUGGAUGUUGUUUCACAAAACAAAGGGUAACACGUCGUCAAGGAGACAAAGUUCUGCAAUCGCGACCGGCGAUUACGGAUGAGACGCAUUCCAUGUGGAAACUCGCGAGCCGGGAAAACGUUCCGCUUGUGAGAAAAAUGUAAGUCCUAUGGACAUAACUAUUCAAACGUGAAUGUAUUUUUGUUGUAAUCCAUGUCAAACAUGGAUGUAAUGUUCUUAAGUUUAUUGCAAAAAUGAAAAAAUAAAUAUCAAAAAGUAAAAUCA
Messenger RNA from Poecilia reticulata (guppy), 1604 nucleotides. RefSeq lists its product as uncharacterized. Gene Ontology annotation, molecular function: tumor necrosis factor receptor binding. Lineage: Eukaryota; Metazoa; Chordata; Actinopteri; Cyprinodontiformes; Poeciliidae. Gene Ontology annotation, biological process: immune response. Gene Ontology annotation, cellular component: membrane. The record is from RefSeq and is a predicted model, not a curated record.